This is a messenger RNA of Parathielavia appendiculata, 1215 nucleotides long. RefSeq names its product Translin. Gene Ontology annotation, cellular component: nucleus; cytoplasm. Gene Ontology annotation, molecular function: RNA endonuclease activity; sequence-specific DNA binding; RNA binding. The record is from RefSeq and is a predicted model, not a curated record. The transcript is spliced from 3 exons. NCBI's taxonomy places the organism in Eukaryota, Fungi, Ascomycota, Sordariomycetes, Sordariales, Chaetomiaceae. The coding region runs from base 1 to 972 and encodes 323 amino acids.
AUGUCCGGUUUUAAACGCGAUUGGAAUGGAAAUGCAAAGCGGCAGGAUGGGCCGAAGGCGGUUCCCAGGCAAGUUGUGAGGAAUGCAUACACGCCCAUGUUCGAGAGCAUCCGCGAUGAGCUUGAUGAGCACCACGACCGUCGAGAGCGCAUUGUCAAGGCAUCGCGGGACAUCACGGCAUUGAGCAAGAAGAUCAUCUUCUCAUUACAACGGGUGCGAAGGAUCGAGAGCCAACUCCCAAGCAACAUCCAAUUCGAGGUUGACUCCCGCCUGGCCGAGAUCGCCAAGCUGCUAGCUACCCUAGCCCCCGACAUUCAGGGCAUCAACCGGUACCGGUACGCUCGGUCGCUGAUGUGCCUCGAAGAGUUCGUCGAAGCCCUCACCUUUGCGCACUACCUGAGGACCCAGACCCUCAUCAGCCACGCAGACCUCAGCCCAGUGGUCGAGGACCUGACCCGGAAAGGAGCAGGAGCGGCGGGCUCAGCCUCAGAGGACGCGGUCAUGGCCGACGCCAGCGACGACACAGCAGGUACCGCUACCGCCACUGCCGAAGGAAAGCCAAUACCACCAGCUACAGCACCAGCUACUACCGAACUCCCAACCAUCUCCCUCACCCAUGAUGACUACCUCUACGGGGUGUUUGAUCUCACGGGCGAGAUGAUGCGCUUCGCGACCACGUCGACGGCACUCACGGGUGCCAUGGCCGGCGGCGGUGACGACAAGGAUGCUGAGCCGCGGACGAUUGUCCACGACAUGCAUGAGUUGGGCACUUUCUUCGAGAUGCUGCCUGUGUCGUCGGGCAACAAGUUUCAGUGGGAGAAGAAGCUCGAGGUCACGAGGCAGUCGGUGCAAAAGGUGGAGCGGCUGGGCUAUGACCGGAUCAUCAGAGGCAGUGAGCGGCCCAAGGGCUGGGUCCCGGAUCUGAGUGCCGGGGGAGAUCAGGGUGGGGGGCAGAGUGACGAGUUGGAAUGAUGGCUUUAGUUAUGUUAUGGGCUAGCUGGUGGUCUCUGUUGAGUUCGUAGCUCUACCGCAUGGGCUUGUUGUUCAGCGGGCAGACCAUAAGUGCAAAGGGCGGGUUUGCUUAUUUUAGAGGAGCUAGCUGGGAAAUGGUUGAAUGGUUCAGGUAUGUCACUUUGCUCGUUUCACCUUGUCAGAGGGAAGAAAGCAGGAUUUUUCACCCUGUAGACACGCCAUUCGUUUGUGACGUUAUUCAGG